CUCUGCAUUGUGGGAGCUCAGCGCCCGGAUCAGCCCGCGGGGGAGUCGGCGCGGGAGGCGCCCCCGGGCAGGAUUGCGGCACCGGGAGCAAGAGCGUCUCAGCCUCGCGUGUCAGGUGCCCUCGGACCUGGCGGGCCCCGCGGGUUGAGUUUCGGCAUGUAUAAGCCCAGCAUGAUCUCCUGGUUGGAGCAGGAAGGCCUGAGGACAGUGGAGAGGGGCGUCCUCCAAGGGUGGGAACUACAGCUGCAAAACAGAGAGUCUGCUCUUGAGCCCUUUGAUGCUGAAAAGGAACCGUCCAUUAGGAUAAAAACGGAGCGGAUCGAGGACUGGGAGGUAUACGAGUGCGCGCAGUACGGGAAAGACUUCGGCGCCCCCGGGGAGACGCCGCCAGAUGGAGAAGAGGCCGCCUCGGAGGACGAGGAGGACAGAAAAGGCCUCCCGGGCCCCAGGCGAAGACCGUCCCCCGGGAAGGCCUUGCUGGAGUCCGCGGGAGCGGAUGAGGCCCUGGACCGGAAGCCCUUCUACUGCGAGGACUGCGGCGUGUUCUUCCUCAACGCCGCCUGCUUCCGCGUCCACCAGCAGGUCCAUGCCGGCGCCGGCCCCUUCCGGUGCCAGGAGUGCGGCAUCGACUUCAGCUGCGCCGCGCACCUGAGCGCCCACCUGCAGGCACACGCCGAGAUGGGUGGCUACGAGCGCGGGGCCGCGGUGGACGCCCGGGCCCAGCCCCCCGAGGCGGCCGGCGAGGCGCGGGGGGCGGAGGACGACGACGAUGCCGAGGAGAAGACUUUCAAGUGCGACAAGUGCUGGCGGGCCUUCAGCACCUUCUCCAAGCUCACCACGCACUUCCGCACGCACACGGGCGAGAAGCCCUUCCAGUGCAACGUGUGCGGCAAGACCUUCACCACGUCGUCCUACCUGAGCAUCCACAAGCGUGUGCACACGGGCGAGAAGCCCUACGUGUGCCAGGAGUGCGGCAAGGCCUUCACGCAGUCGUCGGUGCUCACCAAGCACCUGCGGGUGCACACGGGCGAGAAGCCCUACAAGUGCAAGGAGUGCGGCAAGGCCUACGUGAAGUCGUCGGGGCUCAUUGAGCACAUGAACGUGCACACGGGCGAGAAGCCCUACACGUGCCGCGAGUGCGGCAAGGCCUUCGUGAAGUCGUCGGGGCUGACGCUGCACAUGAAGAUCCACACGGGCGACAAGCCCUACCAGUGCGACAAGUGCGGCCGUGCCUUCUACUCCUCGUCCAACCUCACCAAGCACUUCCGCACGCACACGGGCGAGAAGCCCUUCCAGUGCAACAUCUGUGAGAAGACCUUCACCACCUUCGCCUACGUGGCCAUCCACAAGCGCUCGCACACGGGCGAGAAGCCCUACGUGUGCAAGAAGUGCGGCAAGGCCUUCACAGCGUCCACACGCCUCACCAAGCACCUGCGCUCGCACAACCGCAAGAAGUACGAGUGCGACCUGUGCGGGAAGAGCUUCGCCAAGGCCUCGUGCUUCCUGGGCCACAAGCGGGGCCACGCGGGGGCGGGGGCUUGCGCCUUCCUGGACACCACCAGCCUGACGGCCCACGCCAAGACGCACGCCGAGGAGAAGCCGUUGGCUUGCGCCGAGUGCGGCCCGGGCUACGCCAAGCCGGCGGGGCUGGACGGCCACCCACGCGGCCACGCGGGCGAGAAGCCCUACGCGUGCCAGGAGGGCGGCAAGGCCUUCGCCUCCUCCACGCACCUCACCAGCCACUUCCGCGCGCACACGGGCGAGAAGCCCUUCCAGUGCAACGUGUGCGGCAAGGCCUUCGCCUGCGCGUCCUACGUCACCCUGCACAAGCGCUCACACACGGGCGAGCGGCCCUACGAGUGCCGCAAGUGCGGCCGCGCCUUCACUGCGUCCGCAUGUCUCCUGAAGCAUCUGCGCUCGCACACCGUGUAGACGGCCCCCGACGGGGGGGGGGGACCCCCCGCGACCCACCCCAUCCCCCCCCCGCCCCGGGGUUUGCUGUAUCCUCAGGCUCGGUGCUCGCGCGCGGGAAGCCAAGCCGGAGCAGCCUCCAGGCCGUCCUGGGCGCGCUUCGGCCCUCCUUGGCGCUUUCGGCCCGCUCCGUUUUCUCUUUCGUUCUUUAGAAUGUCCCGGAGGUGGGAGAAUCUUAAAACAGCGUCAUCUCUGCUGGUGGGAAAGACGCAGGAGCGGCGGUUGGGGGAGACGCCCCCACUCCCCCUCCUCCCCCCCUCACACUUGGUGCCGCGUCUCCACAUCUCCCUCUGUCCCCCGGGCUCAUGGGAUCCGACCAGGUUUGGAGGUUCCAGCAAAAGGGUCUCUCCAAAGGGCCGCGUGCUCUUCGUCCAGGGCGCGCGCCCUGCCUGCCUCUGCCCGGUUUCUCUGGGGGUCAUGGCCAGGCCUCACUGGUUCCCUCAAGACUGAGAAGGUGGGGAUGAGUCUCCUGGCCACUAGGUCAGUGGCACCUGGAGCAUGGGAAGCAGUGGCUAGGGGCCUGGGGAGUUGGGGAGUUUGUGGGGGCCCCCAAGGUAAGGUCCUCCCAGGAGGAGGCAUCUCCAGGCACCUGCCGCCACGUCCAUGAACAUGGACAUUGCAAUCCUGGUCCUGCAGGACCUGGAGAUGCAGAGAGGGUCCCCGAGAGUGUGAGGCCUCAGCGGCUUCUCAGAUGAGUCCGGGGCGCCCUCUGGGUGGGCUUGGGACAGACCUGCCUCGAGCCACACCAGCACGAACUGGUUGUGUCCUGUCCCCAGCAGGCUUCUGUGUGCCCCAGACCCGACAGGACUGGCCACAUCCACAGGGAAGGGACUCAGGCCUGGGCGGGCAGCACAUCUGGUAUGUGUGGAAACCGCAGACUCGAGUCUUGAGCCUCCACCCCCCCGAGAAUGGCCGGGUCGCAUUCAAACUUGGGGUUGGUGAGUCAUCCCCCCCACCUCAAGAUAGAGGAGCUUUGUGUCCAAGGAAGCGGGAGGGUAGUGGGUGCUUGUCCCCCCAAAUACGCUGCCCAGCCCGGCCAAACCUGCCCCCCCACCCCCACCCUGCUGCCUUUGUUGGUGUGAGAGGCGAAUCCAGGUGCUCAUCCCCCUGAGUGCCAGGACCCAGACACCCCUGGCACAGCCCCCUUCCUGGGUGAGCACCCCACUUUGUCUAGGAUGUGGGGGCACAUACGAAGAGCUUCCAGAUGAAGGGAGGGUGGGGAGGUGAGUGUGUGUUUGUUAGUUGCCUAGUUUGUGAGUCCAGCAGAGGUGAGGUGAAGCCGUGGGGGGCCCGAGUCGGGAUUUUGCAUGUGAAAUGGACAUACUUGUGUGUGAGUCAUGUUUGAGUCUCUGGGACUGGGGGGUCUCCCCCCCGCACCAGGAGAGGCUCAUUCCAGGCAAGACCCCCGCCCGUCCCCCCACAAAGGUGUCCAGGUCGCAAAAAGACCAACACAGUGAUUCACACACCAGCGGUUCAGUCCCAGCAAAGGGAAGUCCCUCGUGGACAGCCGUGUUCCGGCCCACGUCGAGGCUUUGCUGAGACCUCGGCUUCCGGUCUGUCUUCCGUCCAUCUGUCCGUUUGUACGGGUGCAUACUGCAGUGCUUCAGUUGCUGACACACUCCUUCCAUCGUGUGGUUCUUUCCCCGCCAAUCUGUCUCCUGAACCAAGCUCCACAGCGCCCCAGGACACUGGCUUGGGGGGUUUCUGGCAGCUGUUUGCAGGUCUCAGCUCUCACCUGGGAGGGAAAGGAGAGGGCAGCAAUGGUGCAAGGGUCCUGGGCACGGGGCUCGGGUCCCCUCACUGCUUCCCUCCCCAAUAUGCAGCCCAGCCUGGGCCCCGGUUUAAUUUCUCCUUUUCUUUCUUUUUCUUUUUUUAAGUUUUUGGGCCACAUCCAGCACUACUCAGGGCUUACUCCUGGCUCUGCACUCAGGGAUCACUCCUGGUGGUGCUCGGGGGAGCCUGGGCGGGGCUCGAACCUGGGUGGGUUGUGUGCGAGGCCAGGGCCCUCCCUGCUGUCCUAGCGCUGCAGCCCCCGGGCCUCAGUUUAGCACUGAGGAAGCUCUGGCAGGGGUGAGCAAGCACAAACCACGUGCUGUCCAGCACCCCCAUGGGGGCGGUCCAGGACACCCAGGAACCUGUAACAUGGACCCUCAGGAGAGCGAAUUCCCUCAGCAGGCCCCGGCUGCUGGCAGCCAGGCCUGGGAGCAGCCGCGCUCUGAGUGGGGGGGACACCGAGGGCAAAUUAUAGGCCGUGCACUGAGCUGGCCCCCCACACCAGACCCCCAAACCAGGAACACAGGGCGCUGGGGCAGGGGCCCCACAUUUGCCACGGAGCCCCCCCCACCAAGAGCUCGCUGUGACCAGGCCAUGCUGAGAGCCAGGAGCUGGUGCUGCAGCCGCUGGGUGGGCAGCCCGGCCUGGAGGAAGGGGCGAGGCGCCACCAAGUGCCCACACAGUCCCCGCAGCCACCUCAACUCACACUAGCUCACCCCGCCUCCUGCGCCCAGGCCUGGGCUUGAUGUCAUGUGGCUAGGGUGGGCAGGAAGCAGACGGAUCCUCCUGGGAGCACUGGGGGAAGCUGAACCCAGCUGGGACCUCAGAGACACCGCCAGCUUCCUGCCUGCCCACCAGAAUAUCAGAAAUCAGACUGGAUGCAUGGGGGUGGGGGCACAUGACAGGUAGAGAAACUGAGGCAGAAAGGGAAGGGGCGUGGCAGCCUUUGAGCCUAAGCUGGUAGGAUCCCUCCCCCCUUCACCAGAGGGGACGUGGGGGAGCAGGUGGGGCAGGCGAGUGAGUUCUCCGGCUUCUCUGCUCCCCACAGGCAGUUUGGAGAGAAUGUCGCCCAGAACCCAGCCAUGCAGCUGGCCAGGCCUCAACCCCGAGGAUGAACCUUCCAGAAGCACAGACAGCCCCAGGGGGGAGGGGGCCCAGCUGGAGGGGGGCCUGGGGGGCUAGGAACUCAGGGUUUGGCAAAGAAAGGGGUGAGCGUUGAGUGGGCACCAGGCACUCCCACCUGCCCCCCAGAUCCUGUGGUCCCAGACACUGGGGCAGUAGGACGUCGCUGUCAGCCCUUCUGCCUCCAAGACCCAGUCGGCAGGGGGGGCGGGCGGUGGAGGGGUGGCCCCUCAUAUAAGCCCUAGCAGGGAAGCUGGCAGGCCUGGGGACCUCCCGGGACGCCCAGGGGGCUCAGUCCAGCCCCCCACAUACUGUCCCAGCAGGGUCCCCAGUGCAGGUGCGAAGGUGUUCUGUUUCAGCCUGUGGGUUUGAUGAGUUUCCAGGGGGGACUUUGAGAUAUGUGUAUAUGUGUGUGUGUGCGCGUUUUGCCUCUGUUUGUGAGGUGCCUCUGCCAGGGGUUUGCAGACUCUCGCUGUCAUUUCACGUGGGAUGGGAGUGUAUCUUGGAGAGAACUGUUCCUCCCGUUUUUCCCGCUGGUUUCACCCUCUUCCUUCGGAGGAUUCUGUAUCUUACUGUCUCAAAACCACCACCAACGACAAACCACGUUUCAUUCAGGAUUGUUGAGAAUUUUGUACCAAGCUCUUCCUUUUACUGUUCUCUGUCAAUUUUCUAGUGUCCUAUGUCUGAUGCAUUUACCCUUUGUCUAGAUUCACGUGCCCUGCAGCCUUGUGAAAUAUAUUCAUUUUGA
Molecule: messenger RNA, 5614 nt
Organism: Sorex araneus (European shrew)
Lineage: Eukaryota; Metazoa; Chordata; Mammalia; Eulipotyphla; Soricidae
Product: zinc finger protein 883-like
Exons: 5
Coding region: 157-1932 (591 amino acids)
Biological process (GO): regulation of transcription by RNA polymerase II
Cellular component (GO): nucleus
Molecular function (GO): DNA-binding transcription factor activity, RNA polymerase II-specific; RNA polymerase II transcription regulatory region sequence-specific DNA binding
Source: RefSeq, a predicted model, not a curated record